AUGAAACCCAACGAAAACGUGGCAAUAUUGACCAAGACAGACUCCGAGGUUAGCAGCCUCUCCCAGUCCUCACCGCCCCGCUCUCCUCGUCGGCUUGUAUACUACGUCCAAAGCCCUUCCCGUGACUCCUCCCACGAUGGCGAAAAGACCACAAACUCCUUCCACUCCAACCCACUCCAAAGCCCAUUGGGCUAUUCGCCUCACUCCCACUCCAACUCCUCGCUGGGUCGCCACUCUCGUAAGUCCGCCUCCACCCGCUUUUCCGACUCCCGCAAGAUCAGCUUCACCAAUCGCAAGGGCCUAUGGAGGCCCUGGAAGGAUCACUUUCACUUCCCGACAUUCAUCUUCGUCUUCCUGCUUCUCUUUACCUUUUUCUCUCUCAUUCUCUUGGCCAACUUGUUAGUGGUGGUAGGUGAUGCAUUCAAUUGA
Vigna angularis (adzuki bean) is the source of this 429-nucleotide messenger RNA. RefSeq lists its product as uncharacterized. The record is from RefSeq and is a predicted model, not a curated record. The coding region runs from base 1 to 429 and encodes 142 amino acids. The transcript has a single exon. NCBI's taxonomy places the organism in Eukaryota, Viridiplantae, Streptophyta, Magnoliopsida, Fabales, Fabaceae.